Lolium rigidum is the source of this 698-nucleotide messenger RNA. RefSeq names its product putative glutaredoxin-C14. The coding region runs from base 120 to 431 and encodes 103 amino acids. The transcript has a single exon. The record is from RefSeq and is a predicted model, not a curated record. NCBI's taxonomy places the organism in Eukaryota, Viridiplantae, Streptophyta, Magnoliopsida, Poales, Poaceae.
CUCUUCCGGUAGCAACAACAAGCUAUAGCUGUACUCAGAGCAGGAUCCAGCACAUUUGAAAGUUCCCCUUCUGUUUUCUUCAAGUAAAGCGCAUACACAUCACCAAUUAGAAGGCAGAUAUGGACCGUGUGAUGAAGCUGGCGUCGGAGCGUGCGGUGGUGGUCUUCACUCAGAGCUCCUGCUGCAUGUGCCACACCGUGGCGCGGCUCUUCUGUGACCUUGGUGUCAAUGCGCUUGUGCACGAGCUGGACCAGGACCCUAGGGGAAAGGAGAUGGAGAGAGCUCUCCUCAAAAUGUUGGGGAAAGGCCCGUCUGUUCCGGCGGUGUUCAUCGGCGGGAAGCUUGUCGGCGGGACAAACAGGGUCAUGUCUCUGCAUCUCUCCGGCGAGCUGGUCCCAAUGCUGAGGAAUGCAGGCGCCCUCUGGCUAUAGGCGAGCAAAGGAAAUAAAAUUUUGUCAAAGAGUGUGAAGUAUCUGCAUUUUAUACUUCCCUAGAAUAACCUAAUGACCUAGUUUAUGCUUAGCAGGGUUUUCCAUCCUGAUCCGAGAAUUACUAGGUUUCUUUGUGAGGUUUCUUGCUCGCUAGAGUGAGCUACGUGCAUGCUUUGUGUAAGUUUUAACUCGGACUUUAUUUUUGUACGUGUACUCUCACUGUUUUUCAAAGAGGCAGUUAAUAACAAUACGUAUGCAUUGUAUUCA